AUGGUCUCGUUUGAGGCUCUUUAUGGGAGGAGAUGUAAGUCUUCUAUCAGGUGGUUUGAUGCUUUUGAGGAAAAGCUCUUGGAUGCUCAGAGUAGACAUAAGGAGUAUGCGGAUCGAAAGGUUCGAAAUCUUGAGUUCAUAGUUGGAGAACAAGUCUUGUUGAAGGUCUUACCCAUGAAGAGUGUGAUGAAGUUUGGGAAGAAAGGUAAGCUUAGUCCCAGAUUCAUUAGCCCGUUUAAGAUUCUUAAUCGUAUGGAGGAUGUAGCCUAUAAGUUGGCUUUGCCUCCAGGUUUGUCAGGCGUUCACCCAAAUCUGUCCAAUGAGGAAGAGCCUAUUUCUAUUCUAGAUAGAGAGGUUCGUAAGUUGAGAUCGAAAGAAAUAGCGUCAGUAAAGGUUCAGUGGAAGAACCAUCCUGUUCAGGAAUCUACUUGGGAGACCGAAUCUGAUAUGUGA
Molecule: messenger RNA, 453 nt
Organism: Lycium ferocissimum
Lineage: Eukaryota; Viridiplantae; Streptophyta; Magnoliopsida; Solanales; Solanaceae
Exons: 3
Coding region: 1-453 (150 amino acids)
Source: RefSeq, a predicted model, not a curated record